This is a messenger RNA of Clonostachys rhizophaga, 2625 nucleotides long. The record is from the annotation of a GenBank genome assembly. NCBI's taxonomy places the organism in Eukaryota, Fungi, Ascomycota, Sordariomycetes, Hypocreales, Bionectriaceae.
AUGAAAAGCAAUCUAUUGGACGGCCGACCGCCCAACUGGCAAAAGCGACCUCGGACGCUAGCGUCCAUGUUAAGAAUUAUCGAGAAGAACUUUCUACUUUGUUGUACUGUCGCCGCUCUAACGACUUACCUCCUCGUUAGCCACAACUGGCAUGGUAUAUCAUCAAAGAAGAGAACCCAUCAAGGCCAUUUCACGUUACCACCAGAAGACCUCGACUAUGGGCUGCAACAAUGUGCUUUGAACCAAGUAAGACCCAUCGUGAAUUGGGAUUCAGCCGCGACCCGUCUUGCCAAGGCUCGAUCUGGACCGCGGACUAUCCUGAUACAUGCGACACUCAUUGACGGAGAUGAACAAGUUUCUCCCGGCUGUACUAUCGAGAUGCAGGACGGAAUCAUCGUCGGUUUGAGUACAGUGGCGUCAUUAGCAGAGACUGCCAAUAACUUGCACGGUCGAAUUGUUACACCAGGCCUGGUUGAUAUGCAUUCCCACAUUGGAAUCCGCGAGACGCCCCAGCUUUGGGCAACGGAGGAUGUGACUGAGAGUUCCUCGCCUGUUACGCCCUGGGGCCGAGCCGUUGACGCCAUCAAGGCCAGUGACCAGGCGUUUCCGGUGGUUGCGAGUGGAGGGGUCACCACGUCCUUGGUUUUGACGGGUGCAAAGAACUCCAUAUCUGGAGAAGGUGCGGUUCUCAAGAUGAAGAGAGGAGACUCAGUGAGCGACCUCCUUGUCAACCUGACCGAGUUUGGUGGAAAGCCUCAGCGGUAUUUGAAAAUGGCCAUGGGCGAGAACCAGAAGAGGCAAUUCCAGAAGGUCCCUGGCGGACCAGUGUCGAGGCUAGGUGAAUCAUACGUCUAUCGGAAGGCGUACGAUAACGCGAGGCGAGUUAAGCAAAGCCAAGACAUGUGGUGCGAGAUGGCAACGGCAAAGGCCGGUCGAGCAAGACUUGCGACAGAAUAUCCUCGUUCGCUGGAAUGGCAGACUCUAGUCGAUGUUCUUCGCGGUGACGUACGCGUUAACAUCCAUGGAUAUGAGACUGAAGAUAUCCUCGCAAUGUUUGAUCAUUCCGAUGAGUUUGGGUUCAAUAUCAUAGCCUUGCAUCACGGUUUGCACGCGGAUUCUGUUGCCGAUGAGGUGAAAAGGAGAAACGUUGCGGUAGUUGGGUUCACCGACUCCUGGGGUGACAAAUGGGAAAACUACAAUGUCAGCCUCUACUUUCCGAAGAGAAUAGCAGAUCAUGGAAUUCCUCUUGCUUUCACGCGUGAUCAUCCGGCAUUACAUGGACAGUUUCUUAUAUACGAGGCCCAAAUCGCUCACCACUUUGGCGUUGACGCCAAACUGGCGCUCUCGUCAGUAAUGUCGGUCCCAGCUAAUUUGAUUGGCUUACAUAACAGACAUCGGCUCAGGGUGGGCGCCAGCCCUCUUCAAGUCUUCAUUGAGGGUCAAAGCGUAGUUAGAGCCGCAUCCGACGUAUGGCACCGAUCACGAGAACAUCCCACAGAUGCUCCUCCCUCAAGGCCUGAAUCCGAAACAGACAAGUCGACCAAUAAUCCCGUGGGCCAAGAAAAUUUGGUACUAACUGGCCUUACUAAUAGUUUCAUUGGUGUUGAUAAUAAGCGAAGUCAAGAGCUUAAAGGGUCUAAUAUGACUGCGAUCAUACAAAAGGGGAGAGUAACCUGUGUGGGAGGCGAAGACUGUGCCAACAUGGCAGAGAAAGCAGCUGCGGAUGGAGUGACUGUGGUGCAUGUAGAUAACGCUUUUAUGCUUCCGGGCCUUACCGUGGCCACGCGACAGCACGGCCUGGCUGAGAUGGCCCUGGAACCCUCGACCACAGACGGUUCCUCGCCUGGAGAUAAUUUUGACAACCCCCCGGAAACUACGUUUGGGCUCACACUGGGCGGGAUCCAUCUGCAGAGCGCAUACCAUGCAGGUGUCACUCGCAUAAUCACUCCUCCUCUUACGACUGGCUUCUUCCACGGUAUCAGUGCAAGGUUCAGGGCAGGGGCAACAAGUGUGCUUGAUGACGGGGCAAUCUCGGACCCUAAUGUUGCCCUACAUUUUACCAUUGGGCAUGACGCAAAAGGUAGAAUCAGUUUUAGUAGCAUUCCUAUCGUCGUUCAUACAAACAACAAAGACGUUAUCGCACACAUAAUUGCCUUGAAGCGCGAGACCCAUGCUCACAUAGUGAUAAUGGGUGGCGCCGAGGCCCAUCUGCUUGCCACCGAGCUCUCAGAAGUUGAUGUCCCAGUUAUUGUUGCUCCGUUCUGGGGUUGUGAGCCUCUCUUCUGGGACUCUCGCCACUGCCUUCCUGGGCCACCCUUGACUGAUAAUCUGGGACCCCAAGUGCUGAUAGAGGCUGGCGUGACCGUCGGCAUAGGCAGCUGGGAUAACAUGAAUAAUCAUAUCCAAAGCAGUAUAUGGGAGGCCUCGUGGCUGGCAGGGCCCGCUAACCAUAGUCUAGCACUUGAUCUCGUGACUACAAACGUUGAGAAGGCCCUGAAGCUCUCGGAGGCCAGGGAUGUUGUGGUCUAUGAGGGGAUUCCGUUCGAGUUUGGAGCUCGUGUUGCGCUGAGUCUUGAGGAGGGAAUUAUUCGCAGUUUUUUUCCGAGUGCCGACGCAACGGAGUAA